This is a messenger RNA of Symbiodinium sp. CCMP2592, 986 nucleotides long. The record is from the annotation of a GenBank genome assembly. Lineage: Eukaryota; Dinophyceae; Suessiales; Symbiodiniaceae.
AUGCAGUCGAGCUGGUUGUUGAACCCACAGUGUGUGGACGUGCAGCAGUGGGACAGCUUGGGCUUGGUGGCCUGGAUGUUCGUGAUCGGGCUUUGGUGUGGGACUUGGCUCAGCUCCCAUAUCUUCACGGAUGCCUCGGGGAACCUGCUUGCUAUAUGCGGGCACUUGGUGGAGCGAAUGGCCAACUGGCCUGCUGGCUGCCCUUUUCGACCGUCCGCGUGCAUGGAAGACUCCAACGAGUUCCAUUUCGGAGAAGUGAAAAGUGGCAUUGUCCAUCGCCUGCCGACCAUCCGAGCUGCCCUGCACACCACCCAGCUGCUUCACGUGCGUCGCAAGAAGGCCAUGGCUAGCUUUGCAGUCGACAAGAAAAAGCUGCUUCCCUGGAAAGCACUGACGGAUGCUGAAGCCAGCCAGGCCGGGAAACGAGCCUUGGAGACCGUGUGCACGUACAAAGCCUUGACGAGCGUUGGCAAAAGUGCUGCUGACAUGCGGGCUGCCUUGCAAAACUGGUGGAACGUCAUUGGCAAGCAGAUGGUUGCAGAUCGGCUGCGGUCCUGUCACAGCCAAGAGGAGCUGCAGGAUGAGGAGGAGGCCCACUCGGACGUCGAAGACUGUGCCGUGGACCCUGCGAACCCCGAGCUCGACCAGAACCUAGAAGUUGCCCAGACCCUGGCAUGCUUGCAGAAAGAGUCCGAAGCCCUUGCAGAGAUGUACCGCCUGGAAGAUGCCAUGGAUCCCGCUUCGACAUCUGGUGACCUGGUUGCAAAGAAUCCCGCUUCGACGUCUGGUGACCUUGCUGCAAAGGCUGCGAAGGAUCCGGUUCCGCCGCCUGCAAAUGAUCCUGUGACAGUGACGGACGAGCAGCCCGCGAUGACACUGGAGGCCACUCUGCGGAAGCAUGGCUUGGACAAGUACGAGCCGAUCGAUGGUGACUCCGAGCAUGCGAUGCUGAUCCGACUGCAGAAGCUGGCUCCGGACCAGCUCCG